UUUGGAGCCAGUUCAAGCUUUCAAAUAUGAAAGCUCUAUCUGCACAUGUGUUGCAUAUAACCUAAUAAGUAAAUAAGUAAAAAAAAGUAUUACAUUAUUACGGGGAACAUUUUAUGUUUUAAAGAAUUUUAUAUAUUGGGCAUUUUAAUAUAAAAAUUUUACUAAUUUGGAAAUAGACAUUCAAAAUGCGGAAUACUAGCAAUAGAACUGAGAAAAAGAAACUUUCUUGGAUAUGUAGGAAGAAGAUAAAAUUACAGAAAUCAAAGAAAUCGACACAAGAGAUAGUUGACAAUACAGAUGAAAAUAAGAAACCUAGGAUUAUUGUACGCAAUAUACCAUUUAAGACAACUCCAGAAGAUGUGAAAAAAUUGUAUGAACCAUUCGGAGAAAUAUUAGAAAUAAAUUUUCCAAAGCGGACAGAUGGUUCCCCAGUUGGAUGUUGUUUUAUUCAAUUUAAACAGCUAAAAGAUGCCUCAAAAGCAAUAUUUAGUACAAAUAAAAAGGAAUUUCUUGGUAGAAUAAUAAAUAGUAGUUGGGCUGUUUCAAGAUCAAAAUACUGUGAAAAAUUGAAAAAAGAUUCAGAAAAAGCAAAAAAUUUGGAUAAUGAACAUGGUACAAGUGAGGGUACAGAGAGAAAUCAAGAUAAAAAACAUGAAAAUAAACAAAUGAAACAGGAUGAAGAUGAAGAAGAUCCAUCUAAACAGGAAACAUUAUUACAAAUAAAAAGGGAAAGGAGAAGAUUGCUUAAGGACAAAAAUAGAAAAAAGAGAGCAAGAAUUGUAAUAAGAAAUUUAUCAUUUCAGGCAACUGAAGAAGACUUGAAAAAACAUUUUUCUCCAUAUGGGGCAGUAGAAGAAAUCAGAAUUUUGAAGAGAAGUGAUGGCAAAAAUAUAGGAUGUGCAUUUUUACAAUUUGAACAUGUACAAAGUGCAGCUAAAGCUAUACAUUAUACAAACUUACAAUCACUUUUAAAUAGACCCAUUAUAGUUGAUUGGGCAGUAUCUAAAAAUAAAUUUGCACAAAAUAAUUCUGAAAAUAAACAGGAAGAUGAAGUUAGAGUAAAGGUGGAAGAUGAAAGUGACAUAGAAGAUACAGAUAAUACAAAACAAUUAAGUUUAAACGGGGAGCUAGAGGGUGAAGAUGAAAAACUUGAUAUUGUCACAGAAAAUGUUGAAUUUGAUAACAAUUGUUUAGAUGAAGUAGAAACAGACAAUGAAAGUGAAAUAUCUGGAAAUAAUGAAAACAAUGAAGACGAAGAACAAGGAAAGAUAGAUAUAAAAGAAACAAAACCACGUUUCAAAUCUCAUGAUGUUUCUGAAGGAAAAACCAUAUUUCUAAAAAACGUACCAUUUUCGGUAAAAAAUGAUGAGUUGAAGAAAUACAUGGAACGAUAUGGACCUGUUUAUUAUGCUCUCGUGUGCAUAGAUCCAUUAACUGAAUUUUCAAGAGGUACAGCAUUUGUUAAAUUUAAGAAUGUUGAAGAUGCAGAAAAGUGUUUAUCAGCAGGGAAUGAACUGCAAAUGGAAGAUCAAAUACUUGAAGCACACAGAGCAUUGGAUAGAAAUGAAAUCGAAAAUAAGGCAAAUUCAAAACAAUACAAACAAAAGGAUUCUAGGAAUUUAUAUCUUGUAAAGGAAGGAGUUAUAUUAGCUGGAAGUUCAGCUGCAGUUGGAGUUUCAGCGACAGAUAUGUCAAAACGGUUGCAAAUAGAACGGUGGAAAUCACAGAUAUUGCGAAAUUUAAAUAUGUUCGUAUCCAGAGUACGACUUGUCGUUCAUAAUUUACCAGCUACGUUAAAUGACGAUAAAUUCAGAAAAAUCCUUGAACGUCAUAGUCCUCCUACAGCGGUUAUAAGAGAGGCACGUAUUAUGCGAGAUCCAAAAAAUGUGGAUCUGAAGGGAGUGUGGAAAUCGAAAGAAUAUGGAUUCGUUUCGUUUACGAAACACGAAGAUGCACUUGAGACUUUGAGAAGUGUGAAUAAUAAUCCAAAUAUAUUCACUCCUAAAAGGAGACCAAUUGUAUCCUUUUCAAUAGAAAACCGAGUAAUGGUGAAUGCUAAACAAAAGAGACUUCAAAAAAGUCGCGAGAAUAAUCCUCUUUGCUCAGGAAACAAAGUUAAAACGAAAGGAGAAGAUACAAACCAAGAAGUUGCAGCGAAACGACUAAAAACUGAAAAUGAGGACAAGUUUAAUAUAAAACCGUAUGCUGGAAUGGUUGGAAAACCUGGUGAAAAUAAAUUACGGUCAAAACACAAUUUAAAAAUUCAAGCAAUGGUGCAUAGUCAAGCAGUAAAAAAAGAGAAAAAGAUCAAAAAGUCUUCUAAAAAAUUAGAAAUAAAAAGGAAGCAGAAAAUUGCCGAUAGAAAUGAAGUUAAACCAAAACAAAGAACGAAAGUAAACCACGAUGAUGUGAAUUUGGAGAAACUUGUAAAUAAAUACAAAGACAAAUUAAAAUCAAUAGAAUUGACAAAAUCUAAAUGGUACGAAUCAUAGAAUUUAAUUGUUACGAUAGGAAUUUUACGAUAAGAAAUUGUACUGAAAAGUUAAUUUCUGUAUACACAUUAUAAAGAAAAAUAAAACGGCAAAACGUUGUAGGGUU
Molecule: messenger RNA, 2598 nt
Organism: Bombus impatiens (common eastern bumble bee)
Lineage: Eukaryota; Metazoa; Arthropoda; Insecta; Hymenoptera; Apidae
Product: RNA-binding protein 28
Exons: 11
Coding region: 186-2492 (768 amino acids)
Molecular function (GO): RNA binding
Source: RefSeq, a predicted model, not a curated record